This is a messenger RNA of Monomorium pharaonis (pharaoh ant), 6134 nucleotides long. RefSeq names its product centrosomal protein of 162 kDa. The transcript is spliced from 7 exons. NCBI's taxonomy places the organism in Eukaryota, Metazoa, Arthropoda, Insecta, Hymenoptera, Formicidae. Bases 502 to 4893 code for a protein of 1463 amino acids. Gene Ontology annotation, biological process: cilium assembly. The record is from RefSeq and is a predicted model, not a curated record. Gene Ontology annotation, cellular component: centriole; centrosome; axonemal microtubule.
GUAGCUAUCUACGUUACUUGGCGAAACAAUGUGGUCUUGCUGGCAAAGAUGAUUGGGAGGCUUUACUAAUUGACGCGGCUGUUGAUACGAUACACGAUUUAAACACAUUAUUUAAACGCAACUUUAUAAUUUACACACUGAAGAAAUGAAAGUGUUUCGCAUAACGAUGAUAUAUAGUUCAAUUGUCUCUUGUUUCAAAUGCUAAAGAUUCAAUUUUAAAUGCUUUUUUUAAAUUUAAGAUAAAAAUUUUACUUUUACUAAAACGUUACAAAAACUCAAAAAUUCAAUUAAAAUUAAAUAUAAAAUUGUGUAGAAAUAUAAUAUAUUCAAAAAAAGUAUAUACGAUCGAAUUUCCAGUAAUUGCUUCUAAUUUUUUUUAAAUAUUAGUGAAUAUGCAAAGGGGGAAAUUAUUUCUCACAUUUCGCGUCCAUCGCUUGACUGCGCGCGAUCGCAGCGCAGCGUUGUGGCAACUGAACGAAUUACAGCCGUAGGGCGGGCGCGAUGUCUUUAAGCCCCAGGAAAUCAUCGCGAAUCGAAGACAUAAUCUCCACGGAGGAUGAUACCCUGGGAUCCUCCAUAAGCCUGAGCGUCGGGGACAACUCGGUGCGCAUCAAAGAGAAACCAAAAUCCAUGGUAAAGGAAGCCCAACAGUCAGCUGACAAGAAGGAUGAACCGGAUAAAUGGUGGCUAAAAAGACCCGAGACUCGUCUGGGUGUCCUGAGUGCCAAGAACGCGGAUGCGAAGACGAAGCAGUCUCCUACCGCUUUGACAGACGUCAGCUCCUCUAUGAAAGAAUUUCUUGAGAGAGAAAGGAUGUGCAAGGCGAUAUCCAAAAGUGAGGGAGAAGUGAAAGACAAGGAUGACACUUUAUGCGACGUACUCGCGUCUGCAGCUUUUGAUAAAUAUCCAUCAGACUUUGAAAAUGCCACUGAUGAAGACAUUGGUAGUAUCCUGGAGGAGAUGAGCAAAAUCGCUGGAGCGUUAACUCCCAAUUCAUGUCCCGAGCGUACAAAAUCUGAUGGCUCUAGUAAGAAUCCCACUGAAGAGGAGAAGUCUGUAGAGGAAUUGUUGGAAGAAGCUGAGAAACUGGUUAGGAAAAACUGUGACACUCUGUCCAAAAGUUUAUCGAAAUCAGAUACUUUACCAGAAGAUCAAGACAAUAGCUUGAGCAGGGUGAGGCAACUGGAAGCUGACAUUUUUCAAUUAAUAGAGGAAGAAGUGCACAAGGAGUCAGAAAAAAUCAAAAGAAGUCCGAAAAACGAGAGGAAAUGGGAGGAUAGUCCUGGAAUCGAGAUCCCUUACGAGAACCUGAGCAAUUUGAGACCACCAAAAACGCUGGAGCUCCAAAGGAGAAAAUUCGAGGAACAGAAGGUUGAGAUAUCGAGCAGUUCCGACUUGGACGAUCCGAUUGAGAGACACUCCAAGUCCGAGGAGCUGAAAAGCGUAAAGAAAAUUGGAGAAAUAGAAAAAGAGAAUCUGCAGAAGGAGAUCACGGACGUGGAUAAGGAUUUUUUUGAGGGUUUGUUGAGAAGAUCUAAGGAGAGGUCAGAGGGCGGAAUGUCGGGAAGUUCCAGUUUCGGACAAGAGGAUUUUUCGCAUUUCCUGAAGCUGCUGCAAGGGCAAAAUACAGACAAAUCAGAGCUGGAAUCAAAAGAGCCUAAUGCAGUGUAUGAUCUCUUCUUGAAAUCUACGAAUGGCGAAGUAGCGUCGACUGAGCAGGAUCGAUUAGCUAGUGGCAAAACUCCAGAAUUUCCCGAGAAAGAAUUUUCCGAGAUAUUAGAAAAGGAAUUACCGGCCAUUAAUAGCGCACACAUAGAUCAUGAGUUUAAUGAGAGCGAUUCUAGCGCAAGUGAAGAACGACGUAAAGGUGCACCGAAUUCUUUGUUAAGCGAAACAACGUUCUUGAAACGGUCUAAUAAUGAAUCUAAGAAGACUGUAUCAAAAGUCGUAGAGAGAGAAAGCAAUAGACAUGUGACAGAAGCCAAUAAAAAGACAGUUAAUCCUGAAAGUGAGUUGUACACAGUAGGAUUGACACCAAGAUUAGAACUGUUUGCAGAUGCGAUACCCAAACUUAUGGCCGAAAAGUUGAAUGAAAACGUCGCGAAGGAGGAGAAUGUGGAAAAGGUAGACUCGGAGCACAAAGAAUCUGCUGAUUCAGAAACGAAGAUUGACGCAAAUGCGGAAAAUUCAUAUGUCGCUAAAGCAUCGAAAACUUCAAAGUUGCAUUAUCAAGAAGUACCUGAACUUGGCGUUUCGAGUAAAGCAAUAGAUGUACCUAAAACUGACCGUACUAUUAAUGCAUCAAGCAAUAAGCAAUUAAAGAAAGAACUAAGAUUCUGCAAGUCAAAGAGCUACGAUCAAAUAUCCCAGCCUCCCCUGAGAGCCUCUCUCGAGAAUAUCGAUAAGAUUAACAAGGCGUUGGACGUAUCUAAGAAACUUGUAAAUCCAGUUUGCAGAAAAUUGUCGACCGUAAAACCAAAAGUGCAGUCCCGACCGAUUUCUAAAUCCGCGCCUAAAUCCAGCUCAACCUUAAGAAAAGCAGAUUUUGUUGUUAAAGUUGGGUCCACAUCCAGCUUGCCAACCGCGUACAAAGGACCCCAAUUGAAAUCGCCCGUCAGUUACAAGAAAAAUUUUAUGGCUGCUGGAGAUUCAAAACAAAUUCCGACAAAAUACGAUUGGGAAAUAUUGUAUCGCGAGGAGAGACACAAGAAUGCGCUGUUGAAGCAACAGUUGGAGGCUGAGGCGAAACUGUAUAAGAAUCAAAUUGAGGACAUGCGUACAUCCUUCGAGGGAGAGCUGUUUGCCUUGAAAAAACAGAACAUAAUCUUGAAGGCGCGAGUCGAUGAAUGCUCUUUAAGCGAGAGACGCGUGGAGAUUCCCGUUAAGAACGACACGAGAGUCGGUCUUUUAGAACAGGAAUUGGAAAAGCAGGAAAGCCUGAUUCGUGCUUAUGAGACCGAGAACAAGAAGUUGAUACAAGAUACAAAACGUAUGCAAGAAGAAUUGAAGAAUUUACAGUCUAAGCAGAAGAGCACGGUAUCAGAAGUGAACGAUGCGCAGCAGCUUGCCGAUCGGAUAAAGGAUCUCCAGGAAGAGACGUUGAAGCUGAACCUCGAGAUGUCCGAACUGAAGGAAAAGAAUGCCGAUUAUUUAUUAAAGAACGACGAUCUAAUUCAACAAAACAGUUUGCUCACGGAUGAAUUGGAUAUGUUUAAAGAUCAGUUGAGAGCGAAGAACAAUUUUAUCACGGAUCGACUGCAAGUGAUGACCACUACGGAAUUGGAACUUAAGAAACAGGUAGAGGAUCUGAGUGUUAAAUUAAGCUCCAAGUCAGAGCAGUUGCGAGUGACUAAACAGGAGCUGGAUAAGUUUCAACAAGACGUAUUACCUCUGGAGAAGGAACUGAUGGCGUUGAGAGUCAAGGAGGAGAAUCUCCAGGAGAAAUUACAGGUAAGCAAAAGCCACGUCGAACGUGAGAAGCAGCUGACCCAGAGGCUCAAGGAUCAGGUUAUUCUGGAUAACAAGAAGGUUAUGGAUCUGAAUAGACAAGUGCGCGAGUUGGAGCGUAUACUUAAGAGAAAAAAUCCUGACUCGGUGUCAGCUCUCAUACUAACCGCCAAUUCGGAACAGGAGAAGAUCGGUUCCGAGAAGGUAAAGCUCCUGGAGGAGAGAAUAGCUAGUCUCGAGAACGAGAUCAAGACCAAGGAGAAUAUCGCGCAGCAGAAUCUGGUUGACCUGCAGAAAAAAUUCUCCGAUAUGAAGGAAAAGUAUGCGAUACAGGUGAUGGAGUUAGAGGCAAAACUGCUGGAGGCAACUACAAAGGAACACAAGUUGUAUAGUGAUAUGUUCACACAGACAACGGUCAAGUACAUCGAAAAUAAGAGCAUGGAAAAUAACAAGAAAGACGACAAAGCUUCGACCGUGGAAGAUAAGAGAGAUCAGAAAGCGAUCAAAGUUGGACCGAAGUCUCAAAAUCCAAGAGAAGACGCGCAUCUUCUUGCUACCAUAAGAGGUCUGAAGCUAGAGAUAGCGAACAAGGACAAAGCGGUCUCGAAGAUAACCAAGGAAUAUCAGGAGCUACAAAAAACGAACCGACGGUUUCAAAAGGAGCGGGAAAAACUGUUGAACGAUCGAAGGAGCUUCAGGAGCAUGGAUUUCGACAAAGUGUUCCGAGGAAUGAAAAACGGUGAAGCGAACGAUCAAAAUUCGAAUGUCUAUCAGAAUGGGCAUAUUUCCGACUCGCAGAAGCUAUCGUCAUCCAUGCCAAAGUUGUACGAUCCGAUGCAGUACACAGAGAAUGGCAAAAAUGGAAUUAUCAAAAAGUUGACCAGUGAAAACGACAUCCUGAAGGAAGAGCUGAGCAAAAUGAACAAGGACUUUAUGGCGCUGAAGAGCAAAAGAUUGUAUGAUUUGAAUCUCUUACAGGAGGAACACGAGCGGGAAAUGGCUACUCUUGUGAAAGAAUACAGUAUCAAAAUUGGAGAUUCUAAAGUGGUAAAGUUACAGGGUCAGAUUAAUACUCAGGGAGCAAUCAUAUCGCAUUUAAAAGAACAGGUGGAAAAGUUCAGGGAUUACAAGGAACAGGUGAUCAUACUGAAAGCUGAAAGAGAGCACUUGGAGAAUAAAGUGAAAACACUGACCGAAAAAGUCAAGUACUUAUCGACGCCGGGAACGGAACAAUUGCAAUUGUUGCAAGACAAGAUCACGAUCCUCCAGCAACGUCAUGAGAGCAGGGAGAUGACAUUGCAGACGUUAAUUCGUGAUUUACUGAGGAAUCGAACGCAGUGCAAAGAUUGCAAAAACAAUAAGGGCAAGAAUCGGCAGCUCUGCUACUUCCGACAGGAACUCGAUCAUAUCUUAGCGAUGCUACAGGAAAUUGCUAACGUCCAGUGAUUAUCACCGAAUCGAGAAAACGUCUCUAAAUAGUCACACAACACAUUUGAAGUUCUCGGUUUGUUAUCGAAUAUUGUGAUAAUUUUUACAAGAGUAAUAUUUGCGAUGUAGCUUAAAUAAUUUGUGAGAGAGGCAUUAGAUACUUCAGGUAUCAAAGUAUAGAUAUAUGUAAACGCGUUUAUUCGCGAUACUCAGCCAAAAUGUUUAGUCGAUGCUUCCAUCGACUCUUCCAGAAUUGACAACCAUUGUAAUGUGUGCAAUUUUAUUUUUUGCGUCCGUGAUACCGCUCGUUCUGCGAGGUCAUUUAAUCAGUACAGAUCAGUCUCGCAAAUGACUCGGUAGGCUCGGAACACUGCCAAAGAGAGAAACGCUACCGUGUGACUAGCACAGCAGCGUAUAUAAUAACGAAUGUACUACUGCAUUACAAUCUUUUCCAAUUUUUCUCCGUCGUCAAUUUUCUUGUCACGCGCGGUGCAACGUCCGAGAAUACUGCCCGCUAUUAGCAUAAUCUAUUUUAUUGAAUCAAAAAUUAAUUUUUAGACUAAGUCGUACACUUUUAAGAUUACAUAUUUUUAUUUAUUUACUCUUUGAACGUAUAUGAAAUGCUGCUUGCAACGUUUCUUCAAAUCCAUGUUGCUGCAGCUGAAUUUUUUUCUUAUAAUAAACUAUAGUGCAUGAUAAUUGGACGGAGGAAAAAAAGAAUAUAGAUAUAAAAUAUCUUCGUAAGUUUCUUCCAAAGUUAAAUAAUAUAUCUAGUUUUUUACAGAUAAUUUUUUUCGAAACUUUGCUGUACAUAUAGGCGUUGUAAGAGAUAAACUGCUAUAUUUAUUUCAGAUAAUACUUCACGUCGUUAUUUUCGCGAUCAACGAAGUCGAGUCGCUCGACUAUAUCAUGUGUAUUAUAUCAUAAGUAGCUUAUGUAAGUAGUUUAUCAUUGUUGCCAAGCCUAGCUGGUGAUCUCGUCAAAUGUAGCCUUGUCUGUACGCGUUUGUAAUAAACGCAAGAACACCGCACAAAUUGAUGUGGCCGAGAUUUAAAGGAUAAUUAGCAAUUUAUCUUUCGUAUUUAAAAAAUGCAAAAUCUGCAGAUUUUUUUGAGAAAUAAAUAUCUUUCUCAGACUCGGUUACAUCGAAGCACACACAAUUACAUUCUUUUUUUAAAUAGAUUUAAGCUUGUCACACGCAAUGUACAAAAAUUCACAAAAUUAUAACUUUAAUAAACUCAACUCUUUUUGUCGAAGAA